ACUAGUAAGCAAUAUUUAACCACAUAUAUAUAUAUAUAUAUCAAAGCUAGAUCUUCACAUACUUGGUUGGAUACACAGAAAAGAAAAGGGAAAAGGAAAAGGAAAAGGGAAGGAUGGAUUAUAAGUUGAAGUACAAGUUUUGUUGGUUGUUUGUUUUGUUGAUGAGUAGUAGUGUACAAGUAGUGUUGGGGCAAGAUGAAGAAGCAUUUGCACCAGAAGAAGAAGAUAGGAGUGCUAGUAAGAGAGAGAUGGUUCCCGCCAUGUUUAUAUUUGGAGACUCUCUGAUUGACAAUGGCAAUAACAACAACCUCCCUUCUCUUGCCAAGGCCAACUAUUACCCUUACGGCAUCGAUUUCAAUGGUGGUCCUACUGGUCGCUUCUCCAAUGGUUACACCAUGGUUGAUGAAAUUGCUGAACUCUUAGGACUCCCUCUGAUUCCUGCCUACUCUGAAGCCUCUGGAGAUCAAAUACUUCAUGGAGUCAAUUUUGCCUCAGCAGCUGCUGGAAUCCUUGACAUAACAGGAAGAAAUUUUGUUGGUCGCAUACCAUUCAAUGAGCAAAUAAGGAAUUUCGAGAGCACAUUGGAUCAAAUAAGCAACAACUUGGGUGCAGCGAAUGUGGCUCAGGCGCUUUCACGGUGCAUAUUCUUCGUGGGGAUGGGCAGCAAUGACUACUUAAACAACUAUCUCAUGCCCAAUUACCCAACUCGCAAUCAGUAUGAUGGCCAACAAUAUGCAAAUCUAUUGAUUCAACAAUACACUCAACAACUCACUCGCUUGUACAAUCUUGGAGGUCGGAAAUUUGUACUUGCAGGUCUUGGACUAAUGGGUUGCAUACCUAGCAUACUCGCCCAACAAACCACGGGUCGCUGCUCGGCUGAAGUGAACCAACUGGUUUUACCUUUCAAUUACAACAUGAAGGCCAUGAUUAACAACCUCAACACCAAUCUCCCAGGCAUCCAGAUCAUUUUCAUUGACAUUCACAAUAUGUUCCAAGAUAUCCUUGCAAACUAUAGAUCUUAUGGAUUCAGUGUGAUAAAUCGUGGGUGCUGUGGCAUCGGGCGAAACAGUGGGCAAAUAACGUGUCUUCCUUUCCAAACACCAUGUCUAAACAGAGAUCAGUAUGUGUUCUGGGAUGCAUUCCACCCAACCGAAGCAGUGAACAUCAUAAUGGGAAGGAAGGCUUUCAGUGGAGAUCGAAAUGUUGUUUAUCCCAUCAACAUACAGCAGCUUGCCAAUCUUUAAUUCAUAUAUAUGCAUCUACCAGCUUCUAUUACUUAAUUUUCUCUAUCAACUAGCUAGCUAGCUAGCUACUACUCCAUCGAUAUAUGGACGAUUCACUUAUUAUGUAUCUCGAGAGUAAGAGCAUGUAGGACUUUAAUUAGCUAGCUGGGGACUCAACAGUUGUAUGUGUGGAUGUAUUUCUAUCAUAUCCAUUAAUAUGCUACUCAUGCAUGUUUGAUUU
Molecule: messenger RNA, 1464 nt
Organism: Cornus florida
Lineage: Eukaryota; Viridiplantae; Streptophyta; Magnoliopsida; Cornales; Cornaceae
Product: GDSL esterase/lipase At1g71691-like
Exons: 5
Coding region: 114-1244 (376 amino acids)
Molecular function (GO): hydrolase activity, acting on ester bonds
Source: RefSeq, a predicted model, not a curated record